This is a messenger RNA of Penicillium crustosum, 1265 nucleotides long. RefSeq names its product putative salicylate hydroxylase. Gene Ontology annotation, molecular function: FAD binding; monooxygenase activity. Lineage: Eukaryota; Fungi; Ascomycota; Eurotiomycetes; Eurotiales; Aspergillaceae. Bases 1 to 1251 code for a protein of 416 amino acids. The transcript has 6 exons. The record is from RefSeq and is a predicted model, not a curated record.
AUGCCACUAAAGGUUAUUGUCGUCGGCGCUGGUCUGGGAGGCUUGGGCGCAGCAAUCGCGUUGAACCGGGCCGGACACGAUGUUCAAGUUAUCGAACAAUCCGGAUUUCUCAACGAGGUUGGCGCAGCUAUCCAUGUUGCCCCCAACGCGAGUCGCAUCCUAAAAGAAUGGGAAUGCGACUUCCAAACGCUGCAAGCAUCCCAGUGCAAUAUAUUGCAAGUGUGGAAUUCGGCAGGUGAACUUCUUUGGACUCCUAUUGUGACUAAGGAACUCCAAACAGCACUGGAUAUUCAUGAUGGCUGGCUCUUGACUCAUCGUGUUGAUCUACACAACACUCUUCGGGCAACAGCUGCGAAGGAGUUCAACGGCAGACGGGUGAACAUCAGGUUGUCGUCUCGUGUGCAAUCAGUAGAUGCCGAGACAGGGGUCGUCACACUCGAGGAUGGAACCACAUUCACUGGUGAUUUGGUCAUUGGCGCCGACGGAAUUCACUCUCGAACCGUGAGCAGCGUCACUGGAGAGGAAUCAUCAAAGGAAAGCACUGGUCAAAACUGUUUCCGAUUCCUGAUCCCCGUAUCUAAGGCACUGGAAAAUGAAUUGGCUGCCUCUCUCUUGAAAAAGACGGGCCUGGAUGGUCUCCAUGCAUUCACGGCAAGCGACCGGCGACUGGUGUUCUACCCGUGCCGCCAGGGCCAACUGUUAAAUGUUGCUGGUAUUCACCCCUCGGGAGACGACACCUCAGCGAAGGAAUCCUCCUGGCUGGAUUCUAGUAGCGUGGAACAUCUUCUCGAGACCUACAAGGACUUUAGCCCCGAACUCCGAGAAAUGUGCCGCCUUGGUGAAGAUGUGAAGCUGUGGAGUCUAGCAUCCCGUUCCCCUCCAACCAAGUUUGUCAAAGGCAGGCUUGCUCUCGUCGGAGAUGCAGCACAUCCAACACUUCCUCAUCAAGGCCAGGGUGGUGCUCAGGCAUUCGAGGAUGGUGCGGCCCUUGGUGCGCUAUUUCCUUCGGACACAACACCGGAGCAAGUAUCUGGACGCUUGGAGUUGUACAACAAGGUUCGCUAUGAGCGAGCAUUGACAGUCAUGAUGAUGUCGAAGACGCAUGACGAGCGCCGCGCGGAGAUGCUCGACGAAUUGCGCAAAUAUGUGCCGAGUGCCGAACUUCCGAAAGAUAUGUUUUCUUUCACUUGGCCCUCUAAUCCAGCACAAGAUGCCCAGAGUCUACUAGCAGCUUCUCAGGGAACUUCCUAGGGGCUAUGCUCGGG